AUAAGUCUUGGUCCUUUAAAAGGUGCCAAACUUCAUACCAGCAGGCGAAUGUAACACAACUUCCUGGUUGGCUCUCUCGCUGUCAGGAAAUCCCACCUCUGGAGGCUUGGCUAAUGUAAUCUCAAGCUGAAUAAACAUUCAAACAUGAGAAAAUAAUACUAAGAAUUACUGUUAUGUCUUGUACAUAACACACAUUUUAAUAAAAAUGUGGGAGUAUCCAGACUUUUUGCAGCUGAGUUAUAUAUAGCAAUAUCUUCUUUAAAUAGAGCACUUAUUUCUGCUGAGCGUGUAGUUUGGUUUGCAUCUGUAAACAAACGUUCUGGAUCAGAUUCACAUCGACACCAUUCCUCUGCUACAGCACUGACCGGUUUAAAUUCCUUGGUCGGGGAAAACACUGGGACUUUCUGUUACUGCUAUUACCAAUCAGUUCCUGUGGGCAGAGCUUGAUGCUUCUGCUCUAAAGUGUAUAUAAGGCUCCAGCCACUUGCGCCCACCUGAGACAGAACAGACGAGACCACUUUCGGAUCGGAGCAGCGUCGGCCGGCGUCGUUGAAGCUAUGAUAUCAAUCAAGGUCACAGUGAUGGUGGCGACACUUGUUACUCUUUGCAUCCUGUCUACAGACACGCACGCAGCGCACAUGUCUUGCUGUCGAAGACACAUGGUUGGCAGGAUCCCAUUUUCAGAUAUCAAGGGCUUCUCGGUGCAGAAAAUCACAGAACUAUGUCCCAUCAGUGCUAUCAUUUUUCACACAAAAAAAGGCAAAAGAUGUGCCAACCCGGCUCUGGCAUGGGUGAUGGACUACGUUAGUCGUUUAGAAAAUAUGGCACUUGACGUUCAUCAGAAGGCCCAAGAGAAGGAUUAGAGGCUCCAGAAAAAGAGGCAGCAGAGGAUGCAGAGGCCAGCUACCGCAAACACGCACAGAAAAGGCUUUCCCUUUUAUAGCUUAGUGAAAACCAGCUUAAAACACAACGCUGACAUCAUGAUGCUGUAAAACAAUGUAUAUAAUGGUUAAUUUGUAAGAGCGCUUAAUAUAUUGCGUGCUUUAUAUUCCUGUACAUGUUGUUUUUAUACAUUUUUUACACAAAAUAAAGAUGCACUUCGGAAAAAAAAAAAACUUCUGUCGGAUCUGUUGCAUUUAUAACCAAAUUUAGUUCCUAACAA
Messenger RNA from Fundulus heteroclitus (mummichog), 1162 nucleotides. Its product is annotated as regakine-1-like. Gene Ontology annotation, cellular component: extracellular region. The transcript has 4 exons. The coding region runs from base 558 to 863 and encodes 101 amino acids. Gene Ontology annotation, molecular function: CCR chemokine receptor binding; chemokine activity. Gene Ontology annotation, biological process: positive regulation of ERK1 and ERK2 cascade; inflammatory response; immune response. The record is from RefSeq and is a predicted model, not a curated record. NCBI's taxonomy places the organism in Eukaryota, Metazoa, Chordata, Actinopteri, Cyprinodontiformes, Fundulidae.